Messenger RNA from Salvelinus namaycush (lake trout), 2186 nucleotides. Its product is annotated as CD44 antigen-like. Gene Ontology annotation, biological process: cell adhesion; positive regulation of ERK1 and ERK2 cascade; inflammatory response. Gene Ontology annotation, cellular component: macrophage migration inhibitory factor receptor complex; plasma membrane; basolateral plasma membrane. Gene Ontology annotation, molecular function: cytokine receptor activity; hyaluronic acid binding. The record is from RefSeq and is a predicted model, not a curated record. Lineage: Eukaryota; Metazoa; Chordata; Actinopteri; Salmoniformes; Salmonidae. The transcript has 8 exons. Bases 119 to 1543 code for a protein of 474 amino acids.
CACACACAACCCCCCCCACACUCACUCCUGACAGAGAAGAUAGGACAACUGGAGAGACCAUACACACUUCCUACUCAUCCAGUAACUCACCCAGCCAUCGUCAGACGCUAAGACCAAGAUGUGGACUCUGCUCUUGGGGGUUACUUUUGGAUUACUGGCCUCCUCCAGGUUGGAACCGGCUCAAGCUAUAGCAAAGUCCCGUAGCUGCAGCCAUGCUGGAGUGUUCCACGUGGAGGGAGAAGCUCGCUACUCGUUGACCUUUGGUCUGGCCAAAAAACUGUGUGAGAGCCUGGGCGGCACCAUCGCCAGCAAGGAACAGGUCACCGAGGCCCACGCCCAAGGCCUAGAGACCUGUAGAUAUGGUUGGAUCAGCAAUGGAAAUACCACCAUCCUCAGACAGAAGGCCCAUGUUAACUGUGCCAACAACAUGACAGGAGUCUUCUUCCACCAUGACACUCCGGACCAACCCUUUGAUGCCUUCUGUUUCAAUGCAUCAGAUUUGUCUAUGAAGAACUGUGAUUUGGCAAUCAAUCCUGAUUCAACAGGACCAGAGAGUGUUCAGGUGACAGAUGGAGACCUUGCUUCUGAUGCUGCAGGUGAAGCCACAGAGCAGCCUAAGACAGAGGAGGUCCCAGAGGAGAAGACAGACAUCCAGACAUAUGCCCCAGCAGUGGUGGAGGACCAGGACCAGGUACAGCCAGAGGCCACAGAGGGAACCCCAGAGGACAGAGCCCAGCCUGAGGACAGAGCCAGCACAGAGCCUGACACAGUGGACACCACCUAUGCACCUGAGAAACAGGGAGCCGAGAGCCCCACUGAGUUAGUUGAGGAAGUGGACCCGACCCAACCUGCAUCCACUGAGGCUAGCCCAGAGGAACCAACAUCAGGAGCUGAGGGUGGGGCCUCAGAGGGGGCAGCCACAGAGAGCCCUGACGGGGCGGAAGAGCAGACUGAGGGGGAUGAGACCCAGUCAGCCGGCCACAAUGGGGUGCUGGCCACUGAGAUGGAGGACACCACCGGGUCUGGGAUGCUACCGACUGGCGCUGAGGGGGGGGCCUCUUCUAUUGCACCACCUGUUGGACAUCCAGGAGAACCACAGGGCUCAGCCAGCGAGGAGGAUGUGCAGGAGAUAGUGCCAGAGCAGAAGGAGGGGGCAGAGGUCCCAGAUCAGCCCAUUCCCAGGGGGAGGAUGAAUCCAGGUGAGGGAGUAGCCCCUCCUCCAGCCGGGCACGAGAAUAGUAGCACACCCGAUUGGCUGAUUAUUGUGGGAGUGGUUGUGGCAGUGGGCGCUCUUCUCCUCGUGUGUGCUGCUGUGGCCAAGCGGAAGAGCUGGUGCGGUCAGCAGCAGACCCUGAUGAUCACCAACAAGGAUGGUAGUGACGGGAAUGGGGCGGCGGCGUCCGUGGCUAGCUCCCGCGCCCAGGAGAGAGAGCAGGAGAUGGUGACCCUGAUGAACAAAGAGAAGAUCCAGGAAAACGGCAACACAGAGGAGUUCACCGUUAUCACACUGGAUGAGUCCCCAGAGAAAGGACAGUUGGCAUGAGAGAGGAGAGGAGGAGGACAAGGAGGAGAAGAGAGAGGGGGACAGAAAGGUUAGAGAAAGAUGAGUAGCUAUGGGAGUGCUGACACUGGGGCAGGACUAGAGAAGGUCUGGCUGAGGGUGGAGAUGGACACUUUGGCCUGCUACCAAGCAGACAGACACAUUGAACAUGCCAGCUGGGGUUGGGUGGGGGAUUUGUAAAUGUAAGGGAUGGUUAAUACUCUAUUGAUUCUGUUGUUGUAUUCUGCAGAGAAUGGCUGGUUUGUCUCACCUUGUUACUAAGGUGCAACAUCGGAAACUGGCCAAGUCCUUUGCCUGUUUCUCAGAUGGGCUAUCUAGACUGUUAAAGCCAAGAUGAGCAGAAUGCUACUUUCUACCCUGUUAUGUCAGGUAUGUGGUUAGGAUUGGACAGUUUCCAGUCCUAUGGUUUGGACUGAGUCUCUACAGCAGGGGUGUCAACCCAGGCUUCAUACACACAUGCUGAUAUUCACCCCUGCCUUUCAAUCAGGUUGAAAUUUUACCCUGCAGACCCUGUGACACUGGGGGACUGGAGGUUGACAUCCCUGCUCUAUGCCGGGAUCUGAGUGGAGAUGUUGAAGAGGUGUGUGUGUGUGUGUGUGUGUGUGUGUGUGUGUGUGUGUGUGUG